This is a messenger RNA of Porites lobata, 497 nucleotides long. Lineage: Eukaryota; Metazoa; Cnidaria; Anthozoa; Scleractinia; Poritidae. The record is from the annotation of a GenBank genome assembly.
AUCUAUUUGAGUAAAAAAUAUCGAUUUAGCGUAACGAGCGGAGUUCAACCAUUUCAGUUUGAACCCACGUAUCCUCCUGGCCAAGAACCAAUCGAUCUGGAGGAAGAAAGUGAGUCAGGUGAUGCAAAUCAACGAGAUGCAAGAGGAAGAAUCGGCAGCACUGAAUGGUGCUCUUGUGAAGAGUGCGAGGCAAUGGCAACGGAGGAAGAGUGUUUUUGUUGCCAAGAACUGGCCGAACUGAAUCAAAAGUUCGAUGAAUCAGGUUUGUUUUUCUUUUAGGUUGUUUCUUUUCCUUCGAUGUAUACACUAAGAGUACUGAGAAGGACAUCGCGGUCAAAAGGAUUAUUAUUAGUUUUUGCCUGUUAGGAGUUGGAUGUAUUACGGAGCACGCCAAAUUCGGGAUUGUUUGCCUUGAUACUGACGUGUUAAAUACUGCUCUAGUGGCAAUUCACAACAUACGCUGUAAUCCCUUGCCGGAUCUCAUUGAGAACAGGUGA